CGGCGGGGCAGAGAAGGCCGCAGCCACUGCUGUAGCGCCCGCGAGCACCCGGAUUUCUUCUCUUUCCUCGCAAUUUCCCCCACACACAGCCCUUCAGACCUCCCUUCUUCCUUCCUCGCUGGUGACUAGAACGCAGCCGCAGGCGGAAGUACAGGUGACGCCAUCAGCCGUCGCCUGAGCGGUGGCGCGCGGGUGGCCGAAAGACGAAAAUGCAUUUUAUUCUGCAAUGACUCUUACCUCAAAGCUUGGGAUAUAUCUGUGGGCACAGAUGUAUACAGCAAAUGGAAACAUAGACCAAGAUAGACCAAUUUCAAGAGGUCAUAGAAGACAUAUAGGACAAAUACUGUCAUAUACACCAGCCAAACCCCACAUCCAGAGUCAAACACAGGAGGAAGCUUCAAUGGACUCAUCCACAAGUAGCUCAACUGUUAAAAAAAAAAAAAAAAAAAAAAAGGAUGCUGGGGAUUGUGAACAGUCAGCGAUGCAACACGAGGUGGCACUCUGGUCCCAGCUCUGCUUAUUCCAGGGGUGUGUUUCGUCGAGAUACAUACAAGAGUGAAAUUGCUCAUCGGUUUAAAGAUUUGGGAGAACAAUAUUUCAAAGGCCUAGUGCUGAUUGCCUUUUCUCAGCAUCUCCAGCAAUGCCCAUAUGAAGAGCAUGUGAAAUUAGUGAAGGAAGUAACAGAGUUUGCAAAAACAUGUGUUGCUGAUGAGUCAGCUGAAAAUUGUGACAAGUCAAUUCACACUCUCUUUGGAGAUAAAUUAUGUGCAAUUCCAUCCCUUCGUGAACACUAUGGUGACUUGGCUGACUGCUGUGAAAAAGAAGAGCCUGAGAGAAACGAAUGCUUCCUCCAACACAAAAAUGAUAACCCCGACAUCCCUAAAUUGAAACCAGACCCUGUUGCUUUAUGCGCUGACUUCCAGGAAGAUGAACAGAAGUUUUGGGGAAAAUACCUAUAUGAAAUUGCCAGAAGACAUCCCUAUUUCUACGCCCCAGAACUCCUUUAUUAUGCCAUUAUAUAUAAAGAUGUUUUUUCAGAAUGCUGCCAAGCUGCUGAUAAAGCUGCCUGCCUGUUACCAAAGAUUGAGGAUCUGAGAGAAAAAGUACUGACUUCCGCCGCCAAACAGAGACUUAGGUGUGCCAGUAUCCAAAAAUUCGGAGAGAGAGCUUUCAAAGCAUGGUCAUUAUCUCGCCUGAGCCAGAGAUUUCCCAAGGCUGACUUUACAGAGAUUUCCAAGAUAGUGACAGAUCUUACAAAAGUCCACAAGGAAUGCUGCCAUGGUGACCUGCUUGAAUGUGCAGAUGACAGGGCGGAUCUUGCCAAAUAUAUAUGUGAAAAUCAAGACACAAUCUCCACUAAACUGAAGGAAUGCUGUGAUAAGCCUCUUUUGGAAAAAUCCCACUGCAUUGCUGAGGCAGAAAGAGAUGAAUUGCCUGCAGACCUGAACCCAUUAGAACAUGAUUUUGUUGAAGAUAAGGAAGUUUGUAAAAACUAUAAAGAAGCAAAGGAUGUCUUCCUGGGCACGUUUUUGUAUGACUAUUCAAGAAGGCACCCAGACUACUCUGUCUCACUGCUGCUGAGAAUUGCCAAGAUAUAUGAAGCCACACUGGAGGACUGCUGUGCCAAAGAUGAUCCUCCAGCAUGCUAUGCCACAGUGUUUGAUAAAUUUCAGCCUCUUGUGGAUGAGCCUAAGAAUUUAAUCAAACAAAACUGUGAACUUUUUGAAAAACUUGGAGAGUAUGGAUUCCAAAAUGCGCUCAUAGUUCGUUACACCAGGAAAUUACCCCAAGUGUCAACUCCAACUCUUGUGGACGUCUCAAGAAAACUAGGACUAGUGGGCUCUAGGUGUUGUAAGCGUCCUGAAGAAGAAAGAAUGUCCUGUGCUGAAGACUAUCUGUCCCUGGUCCUGAACCGGUUGUGCGUGUUGCACGAGAAGACACCAGUGAGCGAAAAAGUUACUAAAUGCUGCACAGAGUCCUUGGUGAACAGACGGCCUUGCUUUUCUGCUCUGACACCAGACGAAACAUACAAACCCAAAGAAUUUGUUGAGGGAACCUUCACCUUCCAUGCAGACCUAUGCACACUUCCUGAGGAUGAGAAACAAAUCAAGAAGCAAACUGCACUUGUUGAGUUGUUGAAACACAAGCCUCACGCAACAGAGGAACAACUGAGAACUGUCAUGGAAAACUUUGCAGGCUUUGUACAAAAGUGCUGCGCCGCUCUUGACCAUGAGACCUGCUUUGCUGUGGAGGGUCCGAAAUUUGUUACUGAAAUUCAAGGGAUCUUAGCCUAAACAACACAAUGACAAGCAUCUCAGCCUACCCUGAGAAUAAGAGAAAGAGAAAUGAAGACCUAGACUUAUCCAUCUCUUUUUCUUUUCUGUUGGUUUUAAACCAACACCCUGUCUAAAGUACACAAAUUCCUUAAAAAAUAUUUUGCUUCUUUUAUCUGUGCUACAAUUAAUAAAAAAAUGAAAAGAAUCUAA
Phacochoerus africanus (Common warthog) is the source of this 2486-nucleotide messenger RNA. RefSeq names its product albumin (gene ALB). Bases 456 to 2294 code for a protein of 612 amino acids. Gene Ontology annotation, biological process: transport. Gene Ontology annotation, cellular component: blood microparticle; cytoplasm. The transcript has 18 exons. Lineage: Eukaryota; Metazoa; Chordata; Mammalia; Artiodactyla; Suidae. The record is from RefSeq and is a predicted model, not a curated record.